Malus domestica (apple) is the source of this 2382-nucleotide messenger RNA. RefSeq lists its product as uncharacterized. Gene Ontology annotation, biological process: glucan catabolic process. Gene Ontology annotation, molecular function: beta-glucosidase activity. The record is from RefSeq and is a predicted model, not a curated record. Lineage: Eukaryota; Viridiplantae; Streptophyta; Magnoliopsida; Rosales; Rosaceae.
UUCUUCUUUGUACUCGCUGCCUGAGCGAGCUGCCUAUAAAACUGAAAUUCAUUCCUUUCAGUUGCAUUAACGCUGCUGAAUACUGAUUCCUCAUCUCUCUCUCUCUUUCUCCUUCUCUCACACACUCUCUCUCUCUUUCCUUUUUACACUCUCACUAGUGAAAGGGACCGUGUUACAAUGGCUUGGGUUUCGUUACCAUUGGUGGGUUUGUUGUUGGUUUGGUGGUGGAUGGGUUUUGUAACGGUGAAAGCCGAUUACAUCAAGUACAAAGAUCCAUCCCAACCACCGGCUGCUCGAGUUGGAGACCUUCUUAGUAGAAUGACUCUUGAAGAAAAGAUUGGUCAGAUGGUGCAGAUUGAUAGGAGUGUUGCCUCUGUUGAUACUAUGAAAACUUACUCCAUUGGUAGUGUAUUGAGCGGUGGUGGCAGUGCACCACUUCCAGAAGCUAGUGCUGAAGACUGGGUUAACAUGAUUAAUGAAUUUCAGAAGGGAGCUCUAUCUAGUCGUUUGGGCAUUCCAAUGAUCUAUGGCAUUGAUGCUGUUCAUGGACACAAUAAUGUCUAUAAUGCUACAAUAUUUCCGCAUAAUGUUGGGCUUGGAGCUACCAGGGACCCUGAUCUGGUACGAAGAAUUGGUUCUGCAACUGCUCUUGAAGCCCGAGCUACUGGGAUUCCUUAUGUAUUUGCUCCAUGCAUUGCGGUAUGUAGAGAUCCAAGAUGGGGUCGAUGUUAUGAAAGCUACAGUGAAGAUCACAAAAUUGUGGAGGAAAUGACAGAGAUUAUUCCAGGUUUGCAGGGAGAUAUCCCUGCUAAUUCUCGUAAAGGAGUGCCAUAUGUUGGUGGAAAGAAAAAGGUUGCAGCUUGUGCAAAGCACUUUGUCGGUGAUGGUGGGACAAGCAGGGGCAUUAAUGAGAACAACACUGUGACUGACCGGCACGAGUUGCUUAGCAUCCACAUGCCUGCCUAUUCUGAUUCGAUCAUCAAGGGCGUCUCAACCGUGAUGAUUUCCUACUCCAGUUGGAAUGGGGAUAAGAUGCAUGCAAACCGUGAUCUAAUUACGAACUUCCUCAAGGGCACCCUUAAAUUUAAGGGUUUUGUUAUAUCGGAUUGGGAGGGUAUUGACAGGAUUACCUCGCCACCACAUUCAAACUACACAUACUCUGUCCAAGCUUCAGUUCUAGCUGGAAUUGACAUGGUCAUGGUCCCUUUCAAUUAUAAAGAGUUCAUUAAUGAUCUCAUUAACCUUGUCAAGACUAACGUGGUUCCAAUGGAUCGUAUUGAUGAUGCUGUGGGAAGGAUUCUACUUGUCAAGUUCACCAUGGGUCUCUUUGAGAACCCUUUGGCUGAUCUCAGCCUAGUCAAUGAGCUUGGAAGCCAGGCUCAUAGAGAUUUGGCAAGGGAGGCUGUCAGAAAAUCCCUUGUGCUUUUGAAGAAUGGGAAAAGCAAGAACAAUACAGAUCCCGUCAUACCUCUUCCCAAGAAGGUGUCCAAAAUUCUAGUUGCCGGCGGUCAUGCUGAUAAUCUGGGUUACCAAUGCGGUGGAUGGACAAUGGCAUGGCAAGGAUUCAGUGGCAACAACUAUACAAGCGGGACUACGAUUCUUGGUGCUAUAAACUCAACAGUUGACUCAAGCACAGAAGUUGUCUACAGAGAAAAUCCUGAUGGCAAUUUUGUUAAGUCCAACAACUUUGCAUAUGCUAUUGUUGUGGUUGGUGAGCACCCUUAUGCUGAGACUUUGGGAGACAGCACAAAUCUAACAAUGGCGGAACCUGGCCCUAGUGUCAUCAGCAAUGUGUGUGAAAGUGUCAAGUGCAUUGUUAUCUUAAUUACUGGCAGACCUAUCGUAAUUGAACCAUACAUUUCCUCGAUUGAUGCUCUGGUGGCAGCAUGGUUGCCAGGCUCUGAAGGCCAAGGUAUUACUGAUGUCCUUUUUGGCGAUCAUGGAUUCAGCGGAAAGCUUGCAAGGACAUGGUUCAGAACUGUAGAUCAACUCCCAAUGAAUGUUGGGGAUUCACACUAUGAUCCACUUUUCCCGUUAGGGCAUGGACUUGCAACUGAGUCAGUCAAGCAGCUUGUAGCGAGGUCAACCUCAGCUGGUGCUGUUGCAAGGCCAUGCAUAUUUGUCGUCGUGGUUGCUCUAAUUCUGAGCUUAUAGUUUAGAGGUGUAGUUUUGGACACAGCUUAUGCUUAUGGACCACGGUAGAAGAAGGAAGGGAAAAGCUUGAGGAACCUCUGCUGGAUUUGACAUUAGGUUUGACUUCAAUGUCGCUACUUUUGAGUUAAUUAGAAAAUUUAUAAGCAUUCAUUGUCGAGCCAUUUUAACGAUUACAUGUAGAAGCUUUGGCUAAUACAUUGAAUUUUUAAUUUAUUUUUUUUUGUUUUU